CUGGGGCCCAGGCAGCUGCGGAGCCGAGCGCGGCGGGCGGCUGGACCGCCACAGCCCCGCUGGCCAUGAGCUCGGGAUCCGAGCCCCGGACACCCCGGACACCCGGGACACCCUUCAGCAUCGCAGACAUCCUAGGCCCGUGCAACAUUCCCCGAAGACCCUCUGUGUCGCGGCCUCCAGAGUCGAACCAGGGGCCCACGUCGCCGCUGUGCGCGCUGGAGGAGCUGACUAGUAAAACUUUCCGCGGACUUGACGGGCACACACCGCAGCCCUCUGAAGGCCGCGCGGCCCCGGGCGCGCUGGGCCCCGACCCGGCUGGCCGCAGACGGCGGAAGUCACGCACGGCGUUCACCGCGCAGCAGGUGCUGGAGCUGGAGCGGCGCUUCGUCUUCCAGAAGUACCUGGCGCCGUCCGAGCGCGACGGGCUGGCGGCUCGGCUCGGCUUGGCCAACGCGCAGGUCGUCACGUGGUUCCAGAACCGGCGCGCCAAGCUCAAGCGCGACGUGGAGGAGAUGCGCGCCGACCUGGCCUCGCUGCGUUCGCUGUCCCCGGAAGCCCAGGGCCGCCUCGCGCUGCCGGACGGCGCCCCGGGCCUCGGCCCUCGCCCCGCCCGGCCUGACUCUGAGCUCCAUCUUUCUGACGAGGAGAUACAGGUGGACGAUUGAAAGCAAAGCUGCCUCCAGGGCUCUGCGGGCGCUGACCUCCGCGCCCCCGCGCCCCCGCGCCCUGCCCGGGUUCCGUGGUAGGAGGAAGGGUGUCCAUCCGCCCCUUUCGGCUCACAGUCCAGACGCCCACCUUCCCCGAUUGCUGAGAAUCAAGUCCAGACUUUGCCCCAGCACUCCUCAAUCCUGGCGGGAGCAAAACCUCCUGGUUAUUGCGAAGAUUCCAUGCUUUGCACUGUGCCUAGCGCUUUAAAUCCGAGGUUUCCCUUAACUCUCAUAGCAACCCUAUAAGGUAGGUGAUACGGUUAUGUCCGUUUUACAAAAGAAGAACCCCUAAGUCAGAUGUAGACCCAGGCAUCCAACCACCCUUCAGAGCUGGUGCUUGUCAGCUCUCUGCUCCGGAGACGCUGGGUGAGGGGAAGGGCACUGGACUCUGAUAGCUGCCAACCCCUCCUCUAGGCCCGCCUCGGGGCUUCCCUGGUAGCUCAGCUGGUAAAGAACCCUCCUGCAAUGCAAGAGACCCGGCUCGAUUCCUGGGUCGGGAAGAUCCGCGGGCGAAGGGAUAGGCUACCCACUCCAGUAUUCUUGGGUUUCCCUGGUGGCUCAGCUGGUAAAGAAUCCGCCCGCAAUGCGGGAUGCCCAGGUUCGAUUCCUGCGUUGGGAAGAUCCCCCAGAGAAGGGAAAGGCUACCCACUCCAGUAUUCUGGCCUGGAGAAUUCCAUGGACUGUAUAGUCCAUGGGGGUCUCAAAGAGCUGGACACAACUAAGCGACUUUCACAUAACUUCACUUCAGGGGCCGCCUUAGUUCCAGAACUCCACUCGGGGUUUGAUCUGCCGCCGCCUGGCAGACCUUGCACCUAACUAACAGACUGGCGCCUGAAUGACAGCGUCCCACCUGUCUCUCCUCUUUCCCCACCCUGGGAUCAUUUGUUAAUAGGGUCCCGACCCUUCACCUUCCCGCCCUCCCCCCCCCCCCCCCCCGCACUGGGAGAGUCUUACACUGAGACCCAGGCAAAGUGAUAAGCUCUGAGAAAGGGGACAUACCCCUGCUUCUGGGACCUCCACCCUACCUUGCGCUGGUGGGAAAAUGUCCCCACCAGGAUGGUGGUGGUGGCGGCGGGAGGGUGGGGAGGACUGGUCCUACCCUCUGAGGCAGAGCUUGGGGUAGCUGCUUGCAGGGUAGAGAGCCCAGCCCACCUCCUCCAGCAGGCUUUUCUGAGAUAAUUUCUAACUGAAUUAAUCGUCCUCCCGCAUGUGAUGGGGAGGGAGUGCAGGUUGUCUCUGAGCCGACCAUCCCUACUUUCGGUCAGGAGCCUUCCUGCUUCCCAAUCACUGACAGGAACAGAUAAUGACCACUAGUGUAGAGCUGAGAACCUGUCAUCUCACAGAUGUAAAGAACAGACUUUUAGACUCUGUGGAAGAGGGUGGGAUGAUCUGAGAGAAUAGCAUUGAAACAUGUAUAUUAUCAUAUGUGAAACAGAUCGCCAGUCCAGGUUCGAUGCAUGAGGCAGGGUGCUUGGGGCUGGUGCACUGGGAUGACCCUGAGGGAUGGGAUGGGGAGGGAGGUGGGGGGGGCGGGUCAGGAUGGGGAACACAUGUACACCCAUGGCUGAUUCAUGUCAAUGUAUGGCAAAAACCACCACAAUACUGUAAUUAGCCUCCAAUUAAAAAAACAAACAAACCUGUCAUCUAUCAUGUACAGAAAGUAUUCUCUGCACCUGUGUUACACACACAUACUUCCCCUGGUUCCUCUUCAGGACCCCUUCUGUAUUCCCUUCAUGCUCUUCUGAAGUCUGCCUCUCUGGAACCUUUAAAUUGGAGUGACCAGCUCAUUCAUGUGUGCCCAGGACUUUUCCAGUUUUAGCAUUGAAAGUUCCACACCUUUGGAAAUCCUUCAGUCCCAGGAAAACCACGAUAUUCGGUCAUUCUGCUUUCCAGCCCUGGGGACUCAGAGCUCAGGCACUGGGUCAGAACCCUACCAGUUAGCAGUGUGAGUGUGGGAUAACGUGGAGGCAAGGUGUCAGGAGUCCUAUGGCUCUUCGGGAAGAUUCAAGCCCGGGACAGUCUAAGAGGUACUGGGGAGGGGACAUUUCUUUUGAGAGGCUAGAACCCUCCUCUAAUUAAGGCUUCCUAAAUUCUAGCCCAGGGCUGCCACCUCUUAUAAUCAAGCCUUGAAUAAACAAAACUCAAACCUGUAACCCCAAGAUAGCCUCCUGGAUGAGUGUCUCCUCCCCUAGGUCCUAGAGCUGCUGCUGCUGCUGAGUCACUUCAAUCAUGUCUGACUCUGUGAUCCUAUGGUCUGUAGCCCACCAGGCUCCUCUGUCCAUGGGAUUCUCUAGGCAAGAGUACUUGAGUAGGUUGCCAUGCCCUCCUCUAG
Dama dama (fallow deer) is the source of this 3039-nucleotide messenger RNA. It is a transcript of the gene LBX2, whose product is annotated as ladybird homeobox 2. The coding region runs from base 66 to 665 and encodes 199 amino acids. The transcript is spliced from 2 exons. Gene Ontology annotation, molecular function: DNA binding. NCBI's taxonomy places the organism in Eukaryota, Metazoa, Chordata, Mammalia, Artiodactyla, Cervidae. The record is from RefSeq and is a predicted model, not a curated record.